CCGAGCUCCCUCUCUCUCUCCCUCUCCCUCUCUUUCCCCCACCUCCUCUUCCUCCCCUCUCAGUCCCAUGCCUUAAAGGUUGGCCUCUAGCCCCUCCUUUUCUCUUUCUCUUGUUUUUUUCUUCCUCCUUUAUUCCCUCUGGGAUCAUCUCUGCCACUCUGCGCUCAUUUGCCGCUGCUGUCUGCCCAUUUUUCUCCACCGUCGCUGCACUAAAACUAAAAACCGCAUCUUUUUUUUGUUGGUUUUUCUUCUCGAUGGUGCCGUAGUGGAUCUAGCUUUUUGGUGUUGAAGAGUAUUAGGGUUCUUAGAAUGGCCCGCGCAGCCCGAUCAGCUCCCUCACCUCGUUGAGGAUUGAUGAUGUUUUCCGGUGGCUGUGCUUCUUUGAUGGCGGAAACGUGGUGGAGGGGGGUCGAAUCGGUUGUUAUAGCUUAAGAUUUUCCGGUUCUUGGGGUGGAUUUGUGAAUUGUUGGUUCUUAUUGAUGCACAAGUUGUGAAAAAUUGCCCUUUAGAUUUUGGUCUUGAAAGGCGUUGAUUCGAUGCUGCUGCUUAUUGGAAUGGGGGAUUUGACUGAAAGAACUGGAUCUGGUUGCAAAAUAUUGGGUUCUUGUUGGGAAAAGCGGUCGAUGAAUUGUUUGGUUUUGUGAAAGAUGGAGGGAGAGAACACCAUCGUGACGGUCGAUGAGAAGGAUCAUGUGCAUUUGGUGAAAGAGUCUCAACCAGAGGAUAUCUUGUGCCCGGAGAUGGAAAUGGAUGAGAACGAGAACGGUGUCAUUGGUUGCGCAGAUGGUAGCGCCGGUUUUGAGGGCGAGAUGGGUGAGGAAAGCAAUGUUGUUUUCUCAAGGGAGGCCCCUAUACUGACAAAGGGCUCUCUCAUCUCCAAAGGUCAUUGCUGUGGCAGCAAGGUCAGAUCGAAAUCCUCUGAGUUGAUGGAGUCUGAAAUCCAAAGGAAGGACAAAAAUAAGCAGGAGAAAAAACUCAGUAGGCAGGAGAGGAUUGAGCUUGGUCGCUUGUUUCAGGGUGCAGUGAGUUCUCAGGAUUUAGAGCUUGCUGAGAACCUGAUUCUGUUGGCUGAUCCACUGACUCUCAAUGAUAUGCUGUGCAUAGCAUUAGACUCUAUAUGGUUCCUGACAACUCGGCAAGAACUGAAUGGUAUUACUGGCCUGAUUAAGAAGAUUGUUGCCAAUGGAGCGAAUGACUUCACAAGGGCGGCCCUCAGGACUUCGUUUUUGGCUUCGUGUGUUUCUGCAUGUCAGAGCAAAACCAUGAGUUUGGCUGAUACAGUGGGCAUCAUGGCCCAUAGGUUGCAUGAGCGUCUUCAGGAAUGCCACGGUGAUGAGGUUUUGAAGGCAGAAGCAGGUGCAAAGGUCCAGAAGUUCACAGAAUGGGCCUUGAAGUGCAUCGGAGUUCACUCUCGGUGCCAGGAGAAUAAGGGCAGAAGGAGCCACAGCACAAUUCUCGAAGUCCAACUUCAGUUGUCAGCUUUUAAGAACUUUUUAGAUCUUGCUGGCAACAACCUUACAGGAAAGGAUUUUACUGAAGCUUUUGAUGCAGCAUGCUUCCCUUUGACUCUCUUCUCUACAUCUGGAAUCUCGGCAACUGUAAUACAAGGAUUACUGGGAAUGCUAGUUGAGGGCGGUGCAGAUAAUGUAAACCAAUGCUUUCUUGAAGCUUCAAGAUUUGGAAGUACAGAGCUCGUACGAAUUUUACUACAGAUUGCUCAGAGGAACAGCUUGGAUAUCGACGUUGAUCUUGCCCUAGGCUUUGCCUCUCACUACUGUAAAAUUGGAACCAUGGAGUGUUUGGUUGAAGAAGGGAAUGCUGCGGCCUUCCUGGGUCCUUUGAUGCGAGCAGCUGAGAGGGGCUGCAUGCAGGUAGUUCAAUGGUUUGUUGACCGGGGAUGUAGGGACAUGGAACUAUGCCUUGCCCUUACUGCCGCCGCCUCUAGCAGCCAGGUGGGAAUUGCAUCUUACCUUCUCCCACACAUCCCGCAGCAUGUCCUAGCUGCCCUGAGCAUCGAGGUCCUAAAGGCAGCAGGUGAGAGAAGCAGCGGGUCUCUGGAUGGCGUUGCAUUCCUUCUCCGCAACAACUUCCUUGGCGACCCCGCAGCAACGUAUGCUGUGGCCGACAGCAUUGCGAGGUCCAGUGAUGAGGCCGUGGCCCCUAAUCUGAGAGCUUUUCUGAAGGAGCACUGGUCCGAGGCAGCUUAUGCUGAGGGCUUGAGCUAUGGGCAAAAUCACUAUGUGAAUUUUAUGAGGAUUCUGAGAAGGGGUGGUUCACCCAUCUGUCUCAAGGACCUUCCGCCACCCCUGGUGACUGCGAUAGCAUACUUGCCACUAUACAGAGAGUGUCGGGAGAAGGGUGGGCAGUUGUUGCCACAAAAACUGAGAGGACAGCUUGUGGAGGCAGCUAGUAGGGUUGGCGGAAGGCCGGUGGAGAAGAAUAGCCAGGCAAGAGAGCUUCUCGCAAUUUUGGGGCAGCACCUUCCUACCUUCUUUCUGCAACUUCCAAACAUCAGUAGCACCCUAUUAUAGGUAAUUGAUAGAACACAGAAUCAUGGAACAGUAAAUAUGUCUUUUCUCAGCCCCCUAUAGCUCUGGGCACUCCGUGCUUGUUUCCUGUUCCAUGCUUUUGCAUCGAGAGUUGCAUGGAUACCCAACAUUCGUCUGAAACAUUCUAAUGGUAAGCCAAGCGAGGAUUUACCUUGGAAAAGUGCUCAUCGGAUUAGUUUUGAGCAUUGUUGUUUUGGUCUUAUCCGCAUAUAUAUGGCGGCACCACAUCUCGAUUGAUUGAAACACUCAGUUUGUUUUCGAAAUAUACCCUAAACUAAAGUCAAAAUUUCUUGCUCAGGACCCCAUUGCAGAGGACUUGGUAUUUCACCAUCAUACCUAGUUGAAUCUGCUGUUUGUAACCAAAGUGCAAUAGUAGUAUUUGGGCAUUCUCAUAAAUCCCUUGUCAUCUUUAGCAGUUGUAAUCAGUGUUUUGUUUCCAGAGCAAGAGUUGAUCCAUCAAGCCCUCGGUUUAUCUGGUCAUUGAUUGGACCAGUGGGUUUUUUAUCACUGAUAAAAUUUCUCAAACAGGUUUUAUGUUUUUUUCUUCCCUGUAUUAUUAAUUCAAUCAAGGAGGUGAUGAGUGAUUACUACUUAUGCUGUUUA
This is a messenger RNA of Musa acuminata AAA Group (dessert banana), 3152 nucleotides long. Its product is annotated as ankyrin repeat protein SKIP35. Bases 648 to 2531 code for a protein of 627 amino acids. NCBI's taxonomy places the organism in Eukaryota, Viridiplantae, Streptophyta, Magnoliopsida, Zingiberales, Musaceae. The record is from RefSeq and is a predicted model, not a curated record. The transcript has 4 exons.